AUGCCUGCCAAAGCUUCUGGGUCUUCACUUGUGACUCGCACUCGAGCGCACCAAGCUUUGUCCCAAGCGGCUCAUAGUCGUCCGUUUCGCGUGGGAAGCGACGGUUUGCCGCUGUUGCCGUGCCACGAUGCGCCUGUGUGCACCGUACCCACCUCAUCGCCUUCCCCACCUGCUGUCGCGCUGUUCGGCCACGUUGACACGAAACAGAACGUGCGCGCGCAGCUACUUGCGCAAUACAGUCGCUCGCAACAGCUUGAGCAGGUGAAUGAGAUGACACUACGCAUCGACACAGAGCUUGAGCUAUUGCGGCGUAGCUGCUUCGCCGCGCGCAACGCACUGUGGGCAAACGUUACACCAGACGAGUUUGAGUUCCAGCCAGUGCCUAGCGACACGUGGACGCCCCAGCCAGCUAAUGACAAGCUUUCGUUGCGCAAGAUGAAGAUAAAUGGAGCGCUGGAUGGUAGCGGAAGAGAAUUCUAUCCGCCUAUUAAGACGCAUGUCAAGGAAGUGGAGGCCGUUGAGUACGUACGUGAUCGGCCUUGGCCUCCUCAAGAGUACGCAUUAAAACCAGUAGCAAAACCGAUGAGGGGUAGAGGUGGUAAGCGCAAAGCUGCACCAAUGGCAGCGGUACUUGAACCGAUGCCGCUGCUAGCUAGGACGUGCCGAGAGUGCAAGACCCAGUCAACACCACUGUGGCGCACACACACAAAGACAGUGAAGAUCAGGAAGCAUGUGCUAAAAGAGAAUGCAUUCAAAAACGUUGCAACAGAUUUGGCUAAUGCAUUUGUAGCACAGAAUAUGGCCAUGAUGACACCGCAAAUGCUGGAGUUGAAAACGGUAAACGAGAAGAUUGAUGUUGAUGUGUGCUUGGCAUGUUCAUUGAAGCUGAAAAGAGCGGAUUUGUUUGAUAAAAAACGUCUUGAGAAGAAGCGACGAGAACGACAGAAGAAGGGCCAUGUAGCGUCAGCAGCAGUGGGAGAAAAAAAGCGGAAUCGGCAACAGAUAUCUCUUAAGAAGCAUAAGAAACAAGAGGUAUCUACACAACAAGGAAAUGGAACUGAUCGUGAAAUAGAGGACGAGAAGAAAGAUUCUUCGACUCCAGUGGUAAUGCUCAAAUUUUCAAAAGAAGAGAUUAAAGCUGCAACGGGAUCGUCAAGAGAGCGACUGGAGAACCGCAAACAUAGUAGGAAAGAUAAAAAGAAGAAGAAAAAACACCGUCGUAAGCGCGAACAAGUGGAUGACACAGAAUGCGAUUACGCGACUUUAAAUCCGUCGUCUGAGCAGAUAAAUGGACAUGAAUAUGCGGAAGGUGCAGUAGAAUCAGGCAUCACUUCGCAAGAUUUGGCGCUCGAAGACGAUGCUUCCACACGUUUGAAAGCGCUGAAGGUUGAUGCUGAACCAGAACCUAUAGAAAGCGGUUUUCAAGAGGAAGAAGAGGAAGUUGCCGUGCCUGCAAGAUCUUCCUCUCGAAAGAGGAAGAGUGUGCAAUAUACUGAAUCGCCUGCUGUGGUGGAAACAUCUGUAUCUGCUUCAAAGAAACGCAGAACUUCUCUAUCUCGUACAUCGCGAUCAACUCGAGCGGCAAGUGCAGCAGCUGCUCCAGCCGCGGAUACUCCAGCAUCUACUGGUAUAAAACGGUCACGAUCGAAGAAGGAGCUCACUCGUGAACGUGAGCUUCGUGCGCGUGGUCAAUAUUGCCCCGUAUGUAAUGAAGUCUAUGAAGAUGAUGAUCAAAGUACUUUUAUUUGCUGCGACUCAUGCGAGUUGUGGGUUCACGGUGCCUGCGACCCAAGUCUUAGCGCAGAACUUAUUGCAGCCAUGGCUAAAACCGAAGACAAAUAUAUUUGUCCGUUAUGUGCUGGACGCUCAACCAUAGACUUUGUCUCAAUGUAUGCUCUGCGUCGAAUCCGUCGCCUCUCUACGGCAGCUCCGCGCAAAGAAUAUCCAACGUCCUUUAUCUCGCAUCUGCGCACACAGAAGCUUAACGUGUUCAACAUUGGCGUGGCAUUUCUGACGCUAUCCCUGUCGUCUCAGAUGGUUUCGUACAAACAACGUUUCGAGGCAGCGGUGAAUGACAAAGAGAAGCUUGUUCAAAAGGUAGAAGUGCUGGAAAAGCUCGUAUUGGAUCUAGGCGGGCAUUUGCCGGAUGACGAUUCUAAAAAGGUAGAUGCUAUGGCCCUGCACGCUCGUGAUGAUACGACCGAGGCCCUAGCUUCUUCAUCAGCUGAAGAGAUCAAGAGCAAGAAAUACAAGCUUAUUUAG
Plasmopara halstedii is the source of this 2262-nucleotide messenger RNA. RefSeq lists its product as hypothetical. Bases 1 to 2262 code for a protein of 753 amino acids. Gene Ontology annotation, molecular function: zinc ion binding. The transcript is spliced from 4 exons. Gene Ontology annotation, biological process: regulation of DNA-templated transcription. The record is from RefSeq and is a predicted model, not a curated record. NCBI's taxonomy places the organism in Eukaryota, Oomycota, Peronosporomycetes, Peronosporales, Peronosporaceae.